Molecule: messenger RNA, 2096 nt
Organism: Oryza sativa Japonica Group (Japanese rice)
Lineage: Eukaryota; Viridiplantae; Streptophyta; Magnoliopsida; Poales; Poaceae
Product: VAN3-binding protein
Source: RefSeq, a predicted model, not a curated record
GCCGUCGCCGUUGCCUUGUUCACCAGAGGCGAGGGACGACGGAGGUCGGAUCGAAGGAGGGGAGCGGUGGUGACGACUGCCGAGAAAAAAAAGGCUGUGGCUUCGCGCGAUUGUCGACGGCAAGGGGAUUGUCGAUCCCGAUCUCCUCGACGAUGGCUGCAGUAUCCUCCACUCCACUUUGGCACCAUUGUCCCACACGAUUGCUGACCAAGUGACCAGUGUCCGUUUUCUCCGACAAACUCGGCGUGGCCACAGUCCUCCACCGCCCUCCGCAUGGAAACGAACAAACCCCAUAAAACUAUAGCAGAGAAUGUACACUGGCAGGCUCACGAGUCCGAGGUGCAUGCACGCUCUUUUUUAUACACCUAGCGCCCCGACGCGCCUGUCUCCUACACGGGGCCCCGGCCCCAUCUGAUAUCUACGAUGCAACGUACGAGGCCGGCAAUGGCCACCCGCCGGCAAGUGGCACUGUUGCUACGUGUCGCCCCCGCGCGGCAAAGCGACGACACGGGCGGCAGCUCCGUCAGUCACCGAAGCCUUGGUGUCUCCUGCCGCCCACGCACCCUCUUUCCCGUGCUUCGUGUGCCCUUCGAUCGACACAGCUCGGCUGACCCCAUGAUAAGUAGCCAGCGAUGGCGAGGCAUUGGAAGUGACAGUUUUGAACACUGCAGCGUGCCAGUGCGUGUGUGAGAAAAAUCGCAGGGGAAGUGAGGAUGGAAGGGCACAUGUUGGGGAGGAUGAGGAGGAGGGAUCACCUGCUGCUCAUGGAUGCUGCUCCUCCUCCGGCGGCGGUGGCGGCGGCGGUGCAGACGCUGAUGGAGCCCAUGGAGUUCCUGUCCCGGUCGUGGAGCGUGUCCGCGUCGGACAUAUCCAGGGUGCUCACCGGCGGCGUCGGCGCGAGGCGGAGCACCAACUUCGUGGUGGAUCGCCUCUCCGGGAUGCUCAUGCCGGAGACGCUCGCGCUCGCCGCCGCCUCCAGCACAAACCUGAGCCCCCGCAAACGCUAUUCCAGGUGCAGGAGCGCCAUCUCCGCGCACCAGCACACGAUCGGGAGGUGGUUCCACCACAGGGACGGGAGCAGCAGCAGCAGCAGCAGCAGGGUCGACAAGGCCCGCGCCGAGCGGGCGCGCGUGCACGCCGCGGUCACCGUGGCGAGCGUGGCGGCCGCCGUCGCGGCCGUGGCCUCCGGCGCGGCGAACGACCCGGACGACCUCGACGACGCCAAGAUGGACGCCGCGCUGGCGUCCGCCACACAGCUGCUGGCCUCGCACUGCAUCGAGAUCGCCGAGCUCGCCGGCGCCGACCACGACCAGGUCGCCUCCGCGGUGGAGGCCGCCGUCGACGUGCGGAGCCCCGGCGAUCUCAUGACCCUGACCGCCUCCGCAGCCACAGCUCUGAGAGGAGCGACGGCGCUGAGGCUGAGAGCGCAGCGGGAGGCGAGGAGCAAGGUGGCGGCGGUGGCGCCCUACGAGAAGACCGGCAGCUGCCGCGGCGACAUAUGGUGCAAGGAAGGGACGCUCCUGAAACGCAGCCGGAAAGGCGCUUUGCACCGGAAGCGCGUGGCCGUCUACAUCAACAAGAAGUCGCAGGUGAUCGUGAAACUGAAGAGCAAGCACAUCGGCGGCGCCUUCUCCAAGAAGAAGAAGAGCGUCGUGUACGGCGUCGACGACGACGUGCAGGCGUGGCCGGCGCCGCACGCGUGCGGCGGCGGCGCCGUGCCUCCUGCUCCGGAGACGGCGUCGUCGGAGAAGUGCCAGUUCGGGCUGAGGACGGCGCAGGGCGUGGUCGAGUUCCAGUGCGAGAGCAGGGCGCAGAAGCAGGACUGGGUGGAGUCGGUGAAGAAUCUGCUCCGGCAGGCGGCCGGCGGGACGGCUCAGCUCGAGCACUCCUUCGAAUCUCUCCGGCUUAGCGCCUCGUAAAACGUAAAAACCCAGUGAAUUCGUUUUCGUUUGCUGUAAAAUUUACCUGUCGAGACCCCGACUGCCCGUUCAUUUUAUCGCAAAGGGAGCAGCCGAGACGUUUCAGUGUUGGAGCUGAAGAAUAAAUGUGCAUACUUGUAAUAACAUGAAUAAUUUGUAUAAGGAUCAGUAGAUAAA